AUGGGGCUGCAUCAUCUUUUAAAUCAACUUCGAAUAUCAAACAAUCAUAUCUACUCUAACAUAGAAUUAAAAGAUCUUGACAAAAGAAGCCAUCGAUUGAGAAAAUACAAUAAUGAUUAUUCACUCAAGCGUAUGAUUCAAGAAACACGAGAAACCAUAGUCAAAGAACCUGUACAGCAAACAAAGGCUAAAUCAAAGGUCAAGAUUCUCAAUAAAAAUGGUCAAUUUUUGGUUCAUAUCAAGUACAAUUCAACAGAUAAAAGAGAACUACCAUACCAUGGGGUUCUUAACUAUCCCGAUUGCGUGAUUAACGAUACCGAUCCAACUAAAGAAGAACGAGCGAAUUUUGACAAAUUGAAAGAGGCAGCAUUAAGUUCACUUGAAGAAGAGAAAAAAAAAACAACAACAACAUCAUCAUCUUCAUCUUCAUUAACAUCAACAGCGGAUCAUACUAGCGAGGUUUCAUCCAAUAAUAAUGCUGCUACUGCUAAAGAAUCUACCCCAUCAAAUAUUGUUUUAAACAAAUCGAAAAUCAAAAAAAUUGUUUUUCGAGAUUUUGAAAUUGAUACAUGGUAUAUUGCCCCCUACCCAGAAGAGUACUCUCAAUGCGAAACGCUAUACAUUUGUGAGUAUUGUUUGAAAUAUAUGAGCUCACCAGUCUCGUACCUACGACAUCAGUUGAAGAACUGCAACAAUUCUAAUCAUCACCCUCCCGGAGUCGAAGUAUACCGAGAUUCAAAUGUCUCAAUUUGGGAAGUUGAUGGGAGGAAAAAUAUAAACUACUGUCAGAAUAUUUGUCUUCUUGCCAAAUUGUUUCUAAAUUCAAAAACAUUAUACUACGAUGUCGAGCCCUUUGUGUUUUACGUUUUAACAGAAAGAGACUCAAACAAUUUAUCAAGACACCAUUUUGUUGGAUAUUUCUCCAAGGAAAAAUUGAACAAUCUGGACUAUAACGUUUCAUGUAUACUCACAUUGCCAAUAUACCAAAGAAAAGGUUAUGGUCAUUUAUUGAUUGACUUUAGCUAUUUACUAAGUCGAAAUGAAUUCAAGUUUGGCACACCAGAAAAACCAUUGAGUGAUUUAGGGCUUUUGAGCUACAAGAAUUAUUGGAAAAUUGCAGUCGCUUACAAGCUACGAGACUUGUAUGAGAUGUAUCGACGAAAGGAAAAAAUCUCAUUGUCGAUUGAACUGCUUUGCAAACUAACUGGUAUAACGCCGGCUAAUGUUGUUCUUGCCUUGGAACAGUUGGGCGCACUUUAUAAAAACCCAAAUAAAAAGGGCGCUUUUGCCAUUGUUUUAAAUUUACCAAAGAUUAAUGAAAAUAUAAAGAAAUGGGAAGCAAAAAAUUACUCUACUUUGAAAUAUGAAAACCUAUUGUGGAAACCAAUUCUAUUUGGACCAAGUGGGGGCAUUAACUCGGCCCCUGCGUUGCAAGUGCACUCAACAAAAUCAAAUAUUGUUCCUCAGAAUAGUAUUUCGUUACUUUCAAAUUUUCUUAUGGAUGAUAUUAAUAAUCCAUAUACACUCGAGGAGGAAGCUUUCAGGGAGAUUUCUAAAUAUGCCGAGCUUCCAUUUGACAAGGAGAAGGAUGACUUUAAACUUGGAAACUACGUUUCUUGCGGACCCGAGAAUAAUAUCGCCAAAAACGGAAUUUUCAAAUCUCAAGAGCACAAGAAGUAUAGAAAUAACGGCGUUGAUAUGGGAAAAGUUGCUGAAGUAUUCCCGGUUGAUUAUAAAUCAAACUCGGAACAUGAAAACGACCUGGAGUUUAGCAUAGUCAGUGGCGAAGAGAUAGAUGAGGAAGAGGAAGAAGAAGAAGAAGAAGUAGACAUAGACGAUGAUGAUGAUGAUGACGUUUACGAAGAUGAUCAGGAAAGCUUUUCUGCUAAUCGGCGAAGACAACAAUUUUCUGACACAACUUCUGAUAUCUUUAGGAGUAACCGAAUUUCCAAAUAUUCAGACACGAGAAGGAAUUUUAACAAAUAUAAAGACAAUAAACAUCGAUCGUCACCAAUGAGAAGAAAGACUAUUAAUGUACUUGCUAAUGAUGUUACACCACGCGGCCGUGGCAGGCCCAAAGGAACAUUCAAGUUGAAAAGAGUACUGUAG
Molecule: messenger RNA, 2109 nt
Organism: Lodderomyces oxycetoniae
Lineage: Eukaryota; Fungi; Ascomycota; Pichiomycetes; Serinales; Debaryomycetaceae
Gene: SAS3
Product: Sas3p
Exons: 1
Coding region: 1-2109 (702 amino acids)
Biological process (GO): negative regulation of DNA-templated transcription; positive regulation of transcription by RNA polymerase II
Cellular component (GO): chromatin
Molecular function (GO): transcription coregulator activity; histone acetyltransferase activity
Source: RefSeq, a predicted model, not a curated record